Molecule: messenger RNA, 1968 nt
Organism: Propithecus coquereli (Coquerel's sifaka)
Lineage: Eukaryota; Metazoa; Chordata; Mammalia; Primates; Indriidae
Gene: BANP
Product: BTG3 associated nuclear protein
Exons: 13
Coding region: 120-1631 (503 amino acids)
Biological process (GO): negative regulation of protein catabolic process; protein localization to nucleus
Molecular function (GO): DNA binding
Source: RefSeq, a predicted model, not a curated record
CGCCAUUAUCGCAUCUCCCCGACAAACACCACGAGAAUUCCGCAGCCCACACGGUGACGGGAGCCCAGCCCCGCUGUGAGUCGGACAGUGCGUGUGGACCGCCCCUCCUCCCGCUCUGGAUGAUGUCGGAGCACGACCUGGCGGACGUGGUCCAGAUCGCGGUGGAAGACCUGAGCCCCGACCACCCAGUUGUUCUGGAGAAUCACGUGGUGACAGAUGAGGACGAGCCGGCUCUGAAACGCCAGCGGCUGGAAAUCAACUGCCAGGACCCGUCCAUAAAGUCAUUCCUGUACUCCAUUAACCAGACCAUCUGCCUGCGGCUGGACAGCAUCGAAGCCAAGCUGCAGGCUCUGGAGGCGACUUGCAAGUCGCUGGAGGAGAAGCUGGACCUGGUCACCAACAAGCAGCACAGCCCCAUCCAGGUCCCCAUGGUGGCCGGCUCCCCCCUCGGCGCGACCCAGACGUGCAACAAAGUGCGAUGCGUCGUCCCCCAGACUACAGUAAUACUCAACAAUGAUCGGCAGAACGCCAUUGUAGCCAAGAUGGACGACCCCUUGAGCAACAGGGCACCGGAUUCCCUGGAAAAUGUCAUUAGCAACGCUGUUCCCGGGCGGCGGCAGAACACCAUUGUGGUGAAGGUGCCGGGCCAAGAAGACAGCCACCACGAGGACGGGGAGAGCGGCUCCGAGGCCAGCGACUCCGUCUCCAACUGCGGGCAGUCCGGGAGCCAGAGCAUCGGGAGCAACGUCACCCUCAUCACCCUGAACUCGGAAGAGGACUACCCCAACGGGACCUGGCUGGGCGACGAGAACAACCCCGAGAUGCGGGUGCGCUGCGCCAUCAUCCCCUCCGACAUGCUGCACAUCAGCACCAACUGCCGCACGGCCGAGAAGAUGGCCCUGACGCUGCUGGACUACCUCUUCCACCGCGAGGUGCAGGCCGUGUCCAACCUCUCGGGCCAGGGCAAGCACGGCAAGAAGCAGCUGGACCCGCUCACCAUCUACGGCAUCCGCUGCCACCUUUUCUAUAAAUUUGGGAUCACGGAAUCUGACUGGUAUCGGAUCAAGCAGAGCAUCGACUCCAAGUGUCGGACGGCGUGGCGGCGGAAACAGCGGGGCCAGAGCCUGGCGGUCAAGAGCUUCUCGCGGAGAACGCCAUCCUCAUCCUCCUACAGUGCCUCAGAGCCGAUGAUGGGCGCCCCGUCCCCCGCCAGCGAGCUCCAGCAGCCGCCGCCGCAGGCCUUGCACUACACCCUGGCCAACGCGCAGCAGGUGCAGAUCCACCAGAUCGGCGAGGACGGGCAGGUCCAAGUAGGACACCUCCACAUCGCCCAGGUGCCUCAAGGGGAGCAGGUGCAGAUCACGCAGGACAGCGAGGGCAACCUCCAGAUCCAUCACGUCGGACAGGACGGGCAGGUGCUGCAGGGGGCCCAGCUGAUCGCCGUGGCCUCCUCGGACCCCGCUGCGGCAGGAGUGGACGGGUCGCCUCUCCAGGGCAGUGACAUCCAGGUCCAGUACGUCCAGCUGGCGCCGGUGAGUGACCCCACGGCCGGGGCGCAGACAGCCGAGAGCCUGCAGCCCACCCUGCAGCCCGAGAUGCAGCUCGAGCACGGAGCCAUCCAGAUCCAGUGAGGGCGGCCGUCGCCCGGUCCGGAACUGCACCGAGCCCAGCGCCGGCCCCAGCCGCCAGCCCGGCCCCCACGCCCUGUCGUCACGGCUUCCGGCACGGGCGGCCACCGCGCGUUCUGUUAAGUGCGUCCGAAAGCCACCUCCUCCACCGGGGAGGGUCCUAAUAAACUAAACAGGUAACAGCAACCGCCGCGCCCGCCCGGAAGACCCCGUUUCUUUCGAGUCCCACCGUUGGCGUCUGGAGGACGAGGGAGGCCCGGUGCCAGGCGUGUGGAGUACAUGUGGGAAAUCAAGAACUGAUAUUUUUCUGUUUAAACAGCUUUUUUAAUUUGCUAUGGUG